Molecule: messenger RNA, 2240 nt
Organism: Pipistrellus kuhlii (Kuhl's pipistrelle)
Lineage: Eukaryota; Metazoa; Chordata; Mammalia; Chiroptera; Vespertilionidae
Gene: GRK7
Product: G protein-coupled receptor kinase 7
Biological process (GO): protein phosphorylation; regulation of signal transduction; signal transduction
Cellular component (GO): cytoplasm
Molecular function (GO): ATP binding; rhodopsin kinase activity
Source: RefSeq, a predicted model, not a curated record
GCACCCUCCCCACGGCCGCUCUGCCGCAGGCUGCCGGUCGCCGGGAGGGAAUGCAAGCUCCAGCUUCUCGCCGCUCCUCUUCCUGACCUGCCAUCCCAGGGGUUGCGGAGCUUGAAGCUGCGAGGAAGCACGUGAGAUUAGAAACAGCUGAACACACACACGUGGCCCCGCCUCGCUCCCACUCCCUUCCUUUGGAAACUGGUCGCUGGGUGUUCGGGGAGCAGGUGUGCACAGAGGAAGGUGAUGCCCAAGGAGCCCCUGCAGGUGCCUCAGGCUCCCAGGACGGGAGGCACCUGCGACGCGUCCCUCCCUGACAUAGCCAGCAAAGCCUCUUACCUGGGGAACCGCUCUCUGCACCCCCCCCCCCCCACACACACACACACCCCUGCAGACCAGAGCCUCCCUGCAAAUCCCGCAGGAGUUACUGCCCCUGGGCACCCACACCCGCCAGCUGGCAGCCGGCCCUGGCCGAGUCCCCCGCGGCCUCCAGCGCCUCUCCUUCCCCUGUGCUCAGCCGUGGUGGAUGGGGGCCUGGACAACCUGAUGGCCCACACGGCCUACCUGCAGGCCGGCAAGGCGGGGGAGGGAGAGCGCCGGGAGCUGCGGCGGCGCCCGCUCCGCCAGGCGCUGCCCCCCCACUCCCACAGCCUGUGCCAGCAGCAGCCCGUGGGCCGCCGCCUCUUCCGGGCCUUCCUGGCCACGGAGCCCCGGUACCGAGAGGCCGCGGCUCCUGCGCAGGUGCAGAGCUGGGCGCUGGCGGAGGGCCCGGCCAAGGGCAGCAGGAGCAGGCUGCAGGCGCUGGUGGCCGCUGCUGGCGGCCCUGCCCCCGGGCACCCACCCGCCUUCCUCGGCCCGGCUCUGAGCGCCAGGUGCCUGGCCGCCACCGCUGAGGAUGAGCGGGCAGCCCUGGUGGCGCUGGACCGGGCCGAGGCCACGGCCUUCCUGCAGGGCCAGCCCCUCUACGGCCAGUUCCUGCGCUGGAAGGCCUUGGAGAUGCAGCGGGGGUCGGAGCAGUGCCUCGCCGAGUUCCGCGUGCUGGGGAAAGGCGGCUCCGGGAGGUAGGCGUCUCCGCACAGCCAGGUAUGUGCUGUCCAGGUGAAAAACACUGGCAAGACGUAUGCCUGUAAGAAGCUGGACAAGAAGGGGCUGCAGAAGAAACACGGUGAGAAAAUGGCUCUCCUGCCAAAGGACCUGGAGAGGAUCAGCAGCCCUUUCGUUGUCUCUCUGGCCUACGCCUUUGAGAGCAAGUCCCACCUGUGCCUGGUCCUGAGCCUGAUGAACGGGGGAGACCUCAAGGUCCACACCUACAGCGUGGGCCCCCUCGGCCUGGCCACGAGCAGGGCCGUCUGCUCCUCGGCCCAGAUGGCCUGCGGGUCGCUGCACCUGCACUCCCUCGGCAUCGUCUACCGGGACCUGACGCCCGAGAACGUGCUCCUGGACGGCGAUGGCCACCGCAGGCUGUCCGACCUGGGGCUGGCCGUGCAGACCCGGGAAGGCAGGCCCGUCACCCAGAAGGCUGGAACCAAUGGUUACAUGGCGCCUGGAAUCCUAAUGGGAAAAGUGAGUUACUCCUACCCCGUGGACUGGUUUGCGAUGGGAUGCGGUAUCUAUGAAAUGGUUGCUGGAAGAAUACCAUUCAAAGAUUACAAGGAAAAAGUCAGUAAAGAGGAUUUAAAGCGAAGAACCCUGCAAGAGGAGGUCAGAUUCCAGCAUGACAACUUCACAGAGGAAGCCACAGGCACAUGCAGACUCUUGGCUAAGAACCCAGGGCAACGAGUAGGAAGCAGAGAAAAGUCAGAUGGUCCCAGGAAACACCCUUUCUUCAAAACCAUCAACUCCCCGCGCCCGGAAGCAGGCCUCGUUGCCCCCUACGUGCCAGACCCUUCGGUGGUUCAUGCCAAGGACACCGACGACAGUGAAGCUUUCUCGGAGGUUCGGGGGACGGAGGUUGACGCUGGAGACAAGACGCCCUUCCAAAGGUUCGCCUCAGGUGCUGUCCCCGCAGCGCGGGAGGAGGUCCUGGAAACGGGGCGGAUUGAAGCACUGCGCCAUCCCGGCAGACGUGCAGGUUGCGGGGAGGGUAAUUCGGCCGCGUCUGCCGCGUGUUUGUUAUUGUAAGUUGUUCUCCCUACCAGACAGGCAGCAGGAGUCUCAGCUGACCUAAUCCUCGAAUGUUCCUGUUAACCCAAAAAUAAAAAAAUAAAAAAUAAAAAGGCCUUUCAAGAGGAGAGGCAACACGC